GGGCUCCCGGCCGCACCGCGGGUAUAAAUGGGCAGUGUGGCCCUAGCUGCGCUUUUAGCUGCAGAGGGGCGUCUGGGUUGACGUCUCGUGGGUCGACUUUCUUUCCGACUCCGCGCGACCCGUUAUUACAGCAAGCGGGCCGCUCCUGGCCCUUCCUCCUGGAGGAUCCAGAGGCCUUUCAGAAGCAGAAGUCAGCUCUGUUGUUCUACAAAGGAGUGGAAUCCUUGAAGCCAUGAAGCAUAUAUUGAACCUCUAUCUCUUAGGUGGGGUGUUGACCCUGCUCUCCAUCUUCAUUGGACUGAUGGAGUCCCGAGGCCUGCUGGAGAGCCUGUCUCCUGGGAGCUCCUGGGCCACCAGAGGUCAGCUUGCCAACACAGAGCCCAAGGGCCUUCCAGACCAUCCAUCCAGAGGGGUGUGAUAAGACCUCCUUCCACCGGUUAUAACCUUGGAACAGUGUCCAAAAUACCGCCAGCUCUACCGGUUCCUGGGCAGGCAAGCUCCACAUCAGUGUUAUCAGAGAACUAACUGUUACUAGGCCCUCGAAGAACCUCAUCUGGAUACUCCUUGUCCUGGAAAAAGCCUGUUUAAUCACAGAUCUUAGUGGGUGGCCUGUGGCUGUGGAAUGGAGUGAUCUCACUCUCCUCCCCAGUCUGCCCUAUGCUUGGCUGUCCUGGGCAGCCUGGCUUUGUCUUCUUUUAGAUGAGGACUUGUGCUGGAACUUCAGCUGUUGGGAGAUGGUCUUAGUUUCAAUCCUACUUUCUAAGCAUCUGCCAAGAAUUCUUUUGGACUUGGGUGUCUUAUAGUCAAUUUACUUGGUAUUCAGCUUUUUUCCCAUGAGAGCUCUUCUGUGUGCAGAUAACAGUUAAGAGUUGUGUGGGUUGGCUGUAGGAAGGGGGAAGGUGGAGUCUUCUGUGUCCCAUUCUCAUUUUUACAUUUUUUAAAGUUCUUCCUCCAACAUAGCGAAUAUGUGUGUGUGUGUAUUGGUCUGAAGUGGACAGGGGAAUGAUAGCACCUGCUUGGGACAAGGGCAUUUUGGCCACCUUGUGGCUUAAAUAAGUUUUUCUAAUGAAAUAAGGUUGAAUGUAUAUUUCCACU
Molecule: messenger RNA, 1095 nt
Organism: Bubalus bubalis (water buffalo)
Lineage: Eukaryota; Metazoa; Chordata; Mammalia; Artiodactyla; Bovidae
Gene: HILPDA
Product: hypoxia inducible lipid droplet associated
Biological process (GO): positive regulation of lipid storage; positive regulation of cell population proliferation; autocrine signaling
Cellular component (GO): lipid droplet
Source: RefSeq, a predicted model, not a curated record